AUGGUGGAGAAGAUUGAAAAGGAGCUUGGACGCGAUCAGUCCUACAUGAUGCCCCAUGUGUUGUGCAGCAUGGUGGGCGGCCUGCCCCCAGAGGAGAGACCGUUGGUGCAGCCGAGCGCAGCUGGUGUCGUGGAGCUCUCUCUGCGGCUGCUCCUGCCCCUGUGCGGCCCUGGCUUCGACCCCGAGCACCGGUCCCUGUUGCCCGGGGCUGCCGCUCUUGGUGUCGCCGCGGGGCUGGUGGCACCCGCGGCGGCUGCCGACGCGUCUGGUGCGAUGGCGGCGUUGGUGCAGCGGGCGCUGGAGGCCCUCCUCGAGCUGGCCCACUGCUCGGCAGCGCACCCGGUCCACGUGAGCCCGCUCUACUGCUGCUGGUGGGCCCUGGAGGACUUCGCCACGUCUUCGCCCGCAGCCAGGCACGUGUUCGGGACGGUGAUGGCCCAGCGCCAGCAGGCGGUUCAGGUCUGCCUUGAGAGAGCGGUUGCUGCCCUCCUGGAGGGAGAGCCCGCGCUGGCCGACAGAGAGGGCAGUGACGCCUCCGCGGCACUCGCGCACGUGCUGACGUGCGACGUGCUGUGGCGGGGCCCGCGGGCUGCCCUGACGGUCAUGCAGGCCUACAGUUCCACCGGCUCCAGGAGGGCCGCGAGCUCCGCGUGCUGCACGUCCCUCGUGACCGCUGUCCGCCUGGACGCCGCCGCGGACGCGCCCCCUGGUGGGUUGCGCCAGGAGCUGAGGGCCGCCCUGCAGCUCGCCUCGGCCGAGGCCCCAGAGGACCGGUCCUUCGCCGUGGCGCUGGGGCUGCUGGGGCCGCCCUGA
Prorocentrum cordatum is the source of this 813-nucleotide messenger RNA. The record is from the annotation of a GenBank genome assembly. Lineage: Eukaryota; Dinophyceae; Prorocentrales; Prorocentraceae.